AUGCAAUGCCAAAUCUCAAUUCUCAAGUUUUCAAUUGAAAUAUUCUUCAAGAAUCUUGAUUUGGACAUGAAGACAGGGUUAGGAAAAUUGAAGGAAACCCUUAUUUCUGUUGCUUCACCUCAACAAAAUACUGUAAAUCAAGGUGAAUUACCACAUAUAUUAUACCAGGAAUGUCCAAAAGGACAUAGCAGUGGUGGUAUAAACUUCUGGGAUGCAUCAUCUCCACUUUUGAUUCCAAUUGUAUCAUUUAAUCAACAAAGUGAAGAUGAUCAGACUUUAAGUGGUGUUCCACUGACUGCAUUGUGUUAUGAUAUGGAAACAUGCCUCCUCAUAUCUGGAGAUCAAACUGGAACAGUUAGAAUUUAUAAAUUUAAACCUGAGCCAUAUGCCAUAGAGAGCAGUUUUUUGUCCUUACAAGCAAGUUCAAAGAAAGGAAGCAAUAUUGUUCAAAGUGUUAAACUUGUGAAGGUGAAUGGAGCAGUGGUUUCAAUAACUACAAGUCAUGACUCUAAACAUAUUGCUGUGGGGUCAGAUCAAGGAUAUGUUUCGGUGAUUGACAUUGGAGGAGCAACUGUGUUAUAUGAAAGGCGAAUAGCGAGUGAGAUCUCGACAGCUGUCAUCUCUCUGCAAUUUGGGAUGUGUAGUUUGCAUGGAUUUGAGAAAAGUGUGUUAAUGGCAGCAACAAAGGAUUCAUCAGCUUGGGCACUUGAAUGUGAAACAGGAAAUAUUCUCAAUAAUGGAUCAGUUCAUCCUAAAAAACCUUCUAAAGCUCUUUUAAUCCAAAUGUUAGAUGAGCAAGGGACAGCUGGCAGAGGAUCUAAUGCAUCUAAGGGUAUAAUAGGAAAUUCGUUUGAUGAUGGGGUAGUGAAGGAGUCAUUGCUACUAUGUUCUGAGAAAGCUGUUUACGUGUAUUCACUUUCACAUGCUGUUCAGUAUUUAUCAUUCUGGGCAAUGUUUCUCCAACUGACAGGUGUUCGAUAUGAAUUUGGAGCAGCGAUAUUUUGGAGUCAAAUUGUACGUUUUCGUGGUGAAUUUGCCCUACACUUUCUUAUACCCACAGGCAAGCUUUUCAGGCCAUCAAUUAGAUGUAGCUCUGAUGAAACUGUUGCUUCUCGUAUGGCUACAAAUGAAAUUCAAUUCUUUGAUUUUUCAAAAGGCAUGGUGCAUAAGAUUAGAAUUCCUGGAAUAGCUGCAGUAGAGCUUUCUAAGCAACCUGGAUCCCAUGAUGCUGUAUUUGUUCCAGAAUCUAAGGAAAAGAAGGACCUGUACAUGAUGUUCAAUGGUCGUAUUCAGGGAAAGAAUUUGCAAUUGUUUAUGGAUAUAAGAAACUCUCAAUACCAUGGUUUGAAUAAUGCAAGUGAAUCCUUUGAACAUGCCAUACAACGUGUUAUUGAUGACAACCUUGAGUUGGGAUGUGCAUCAACUGAGAAGCUACUGUUAUGGGUGUUUUAUGAAUGUCCAAAAGCACUGAAGAUGAGUGAUGCAAGAGUAAUAUUAUUGUCUGCUCUUCACAAUGUCAUUCAGAUUUUAUCCAAUUGCUACAAUCCACCUGAGUCGCUUGUUGACCGGUUUAACUGGUGUCUGCUAUUUAAUGACUGGUUUUCCACUUUUCACAGCGGAAGUGGACAGAGGGUUUCUCUUUGCCGUUUUCUUCCACCAUUUGUUUCCCAAUUUCAGAUCUUGAGGAUGUUGUCACCUGAAACCAUGGUGGGCCCCUUCAAACCCCAACCUCAUCCGGGAACCAACAUCUCCAAAGGUUAA
Messenger RNA from Lactuca saligna, 1761 nucleotides. The record is from the annotation of a GenBank genome assembly. NCBI's taxonomy places the organism in Eukaryota, Viridiplantae, Streptophyta, Magnoliopsida, Asterales, Asteraceae.